Messenger RNA from Dermacentor silvarum, 671 nucleotides. RefSeq lists its product as uncharacterized. The record is from RefSeq and is a predicted model, not a curated record. The transcript is spliced from 6 exons. The coding region runs from base 213 to 614 and encodes 133 amino acids. Lineage: Eukaryota; Metazoa; Arthropoda; Arachnida; Ixodida; Ixodidae.
CUGAGUCACUGCCGGUAGAUGACAAACGCAUUCUGUAGCACUGCAUCCGCGCCCUGUAGGAACGUGCUGAGGUGUGCAGUUCCGAAUAUGUGGAGUGCCAAAAUGCAUUGAAUUUUCAGUGUUCCAUUCAAGGCAUCGUGAAGUUGGGCUCUCCGCAAGGCAUCAUCAGUGCUAUUUUGCCUCUCUUGCAAGUGAUCACAAGCAGCAGCAUUAUGAGCUUCCAAUCUAGCGCGAUAGUCUCUCUUCUUGGUAGCUCGGGCCUCUGUGGUUCAAGCGGCUGCAGUCUCACCAAGAACAACACGUGCAAUGGUACCAUUAAAAUCAGCUUUCCUGCCAUUGGCGGUUUCAGCACGUGCUUCGCAAACACGCAGACCUGCACAACCGGAACGUCUACAACGACCAGUAACAUCCAGUCCCUGUUUCAAGUUGUUGCGUGUCUCCUCAAGAAGCUUUCGCUUCCUCAGUUCCUGACAGUUCUCCGGGGCAUCGGCUGCCAGCUUGUGAACGCACUGAACUCGGCCACUCAGGGCGGAACGCUGCUUCAACUGCUCCUACUUGGCUUCAGUGCAAGCCUGCAGACCUCGCUUGGCCUAAAUUGUACUGCUAGUGGCUGAGGACACAAGAAGAGAGAGAAGUCAAUGGGGCCAGACGACACGCAAGACGUAUCGAUC